UGGGUGAGAUAUGUGUGAGAGGUAUUCAUUCAUACUAUUAGGUCGAUUUUAAAUUGGGUUAAAAUUAAAUCUUGUACAUAUCAACAUUUAUUUUAUAUCAUUAUAAAUUCAUUUUAAAAAUUGAUCAAAGUUCGAUUCAAUUAUCUGUUUUGAAUGCCUCCAGUACGAAUCUAUAUAGACUAUGAUCGACAAACUAAUGGCAUUAUUGUAAUAUUGGUAUAAAUAAAAGACCACUUACUUAUCUAUGAGUAUGAACCCAUAUUAUUUUUCAAUCCCGCCCUUCCCUCCCUCCCUCCUUGAUCCUUGCUUCUUUCCUUCACCCUCCUUUUUUCCUAUUUUGUUAUUUCACUCUCAAAAUCAAAAACCAGUCCCAAAAUUAGCAAUCAUUCAAACCAGGAAAAUAUAUAAAAUCCCUAAUUAUCCUUCUUUAGAUUAGAACUAAUACAUAGUACUAAACUUUCUAAAACAAAAAUCUCUGCAAAAAUGGGUAUGUUAAGAAACAAGAUAGUUACCCAGAUACUAAAAAGAAGCAAAAAUAAGAUAAUUACCCAGAAAACGUACUCAGAAUUAAUAUCAGCAGCAGUAUCAGACCCAGAAAUGGGAAAUGGGUUUUGGUCAAAAGAUUAUGAAGAUUAUAGAAAAUCAUUGUAUGGUGGUAAUAUUACUCAUAAAGCUUUAUUUGUUGAUGCUGUUGGCACUGUUCUUGUUCCCGCUCAAUCUACUUCUAAGAUAUAUAGGCAAAUAGGGGAGAAGUAUGGUGUGAAGUAUUCAGAAAAUGAGAUUUUGAGUAGAUAUAGAUGGGCUUAUGAACAACCUUGGAGAAGAUCUAGUCUCAGAUAUGUUGAUGAUGGUAGACCAUUCUGGCAAUUCAUUGUAUCUUUUUCCACUGGUUGUUCAGACAAGCAGUAUUUUGAAGAGCUAUAUAACUACUAUAUGACGGAGAAGGUUCGUACGUGGAGGAUUUAUGCUGAUGUUAGUUUUUGCUUCAAGGCGUGGAAGCUUUGUGACCCAAAUGCAGGAAAUGUAUUUCGGGCUCUAAGAAAUGAGGGUGUACGAGUAGCAAUCGUCUCAAACUUUGAUACGCGACUAAGGCCUUUAUUAAGGGCUCUGAAUUGUGAAAACUGGUUCGAUGCAGUUGCUGUUUCAGCUGAAGUUGCAGCAGAGAAGCCAAACCCGAUUAUAUUUCUGAAGGCGUGUGAUCUUGUAGGAGUAAAUCCGGAGGAUGCUGUUCAUGUCGGUGAUGAUCGGAGAAACGAUAUAUGGGGUGCGAGAGAUGCAGGUUGUGACACUUGGCUUUGGGGUUGCGAUGUUCAUACUUUUAAAGAGGUAGCACAAAGAAUAGGUGUAGAUACCUAAGCAUGCAUAUCACUCGUAUUCUUUCGGCAACAAUCAAGAUGAGUUAAGGCCUGAGACUAUCUAUGGAACUUGAGUUUGUACAGCUAGUUGUAUGUAAACAGUAAUCCAUAAGAUAUAAGAAAACUGAGUGGUGUACUAUCUCAGAAAAUAAAUGUGUUUUCACUUUUUUGGCUAUUCAACAGCCAAUAGCCAACAGUAUCUGAGAAAAUAAA
Amaranthus tricolor (Joseph's coat) is the source of this 1568-nucleotide messenger RNA. RefSeq lists its product as uncharacterized. The transcript has 6 exons. Bases 484 to 1356 code for a protein of 290 amino acids. NCBI's taxonomy places the organism in Eukaryota, Viridiplantae, Streptophyta, Magnoliopsida, Caryophyllales, Amaranthaceae. The record is from RefSeq and is a predicted model, not a curated record.